AUGGUGUGCUUGUUUCAGAGGCUAAAUUUAUUCUCGGUGUUAAGAAUUCUGCUGAAUUAUCAGGCUAUAUUCUCCUCGACUGCAUGCGCCUUUCAAUUUGAUUCUUUGAUGCUCUCGCAGGCUGCAGUUAUGGCGCAAGACCUGGGUUACAAUCGGUCUAAUGGCACACAUGAAGUUUCGCAAAGGCGCACCUUCUGGGUGCUAUACUUCAUGGAAAAGGUCUCUUGUUUUACAACAGGAAAGGUCUCGGUCCUCCAAGACUCAAAUAUCAGCUGCGCCAUUCCUGAUAUACAAGAAUCCACCUUUGAUGACUAUGAUUGGUUUUUCGCCUUUCUGCGAUAUGCCCGUCUGGUAUCUAAGAUUCGCAAUGAGUUUUUACAAAUUACCUCGGUAAACCAAUCAGCUUCUGAUUAUCUUACUAAGGGAGAAGGCUUUCUGAAAGAGUUGGAGUCCUGGCGCCUGUCUACCCCUGAGCGCUUUCGCGCCGGAGUGCCGCUCAAAGCUCGUCUAUUGCGUGAGCCACUUGCUCAGCGAGUUGCGCUUAUGACGCAUUACAUGUACUUUCACGCGCUGCUCACUCUAUCUUGGAGCCUACUACAUUGCAGUGCGAUCAAGCUGGGUCCCAUGCAACAGCAGCUCGACCUAAAACGCAGUAUGACGCGAACUGCACGUUGUGUUUUGGAACUAACUAAGUUUAUUGAAGUUAAUCCCUCAACUCCGGUCUGGAUUCUGGCGGUAUUGCCAUUGUCAUCUAUGAUGAUCCUCUUCGAUCUGGUGGUUCAUAACCCAGACCACCCCGAGGUUAGCCUCAGUCUUGCACUCCUAGAUAUUGCCAGUGGGCAUUUCAGUCGGCUAGAAGUCGCAAGCAACGGCACUUUGCCGGGUUCAUUAGUCGCCCAGUUCGCCCACCUCGCGCGCGAGUAUAUAUCCGAAAAGAGAGGGUCUAAACAAAAAUUGAUCAGCAUCAGCAUUCCUGAUUCCUCAAAUCCUGUGCAAUUUGAGGUUCCCGGUAGGCCAAAAGAGAUGCCACCAUCCCCCGAGCCUUCUCAGUUGUCUGUGAUUGGAGUGCCAACACCGAACCAGCCAUCUGAAGUGUUGUCCAGUCUACCUGAGCAGCUGCCACUUAAUUCCGGAUCGAUGUCAACGUGGAAUGCAAAUUUCCUGAGUGAAAGUGAUGUGUUAUUCGUUCCUUUUGUUGACGAUCCAAGCUAUCGGAAUGAGGAUCUGGAACUAUUAGGAACAGACUUGAAGGAUUUGUUUGAUUAUUCAUGCGUAAGAUGGUAG
Molecule: messenger RNA, 1284 nt
Organism: Penicillium waksmanii
Lineage: Eukaryota; Fungi; Ascomycota; Eurotiomycetes; Eurotiales; Aspergillaceae
Product: fungal specific transcription factor domain-containing protein
Exons: 4
Coding region: 1-1284 (427 amino acids)
Biological process (GO): DNA-templated transcription
Molecular function (GO): DNA binding; zinc ion binding
Source: RefSeq, a predicted model, not a curated record